Cryptomeria japonica (Japanese cedar) is the source of this 954-nucleotide messenger RNA. RefSeq lists its product as uncharacterized. The coding region runs from base 1 to 954 and encodes 317 amino acids. The transcript has a single exon. Lineage: Eukaryota; Viridiplantae; Streptophyta; Pinopsida; Cupressales; Cupressaceae. The record is from RefSeq and is a predicted model, not a curated record.
AUGGAGAUGGUUCGAAAAUGGGUCAAGGACAAAUGGAAGCUGAAGGGGAGUGUUUCUCUCAGUGCUAUGCCUGAUGCCCUAUUCCUCUUCAAAUUCACUGCCGAGGAGGAUGUCACCCAUGUCCUCUCUGGUUGUUGGUCCUAUGGUCGUAAUAACCUCUCCCUCUAUCGCUGGAAGGCUGACUUUGAUCGUGCGGCUGACUUGCAAAAAACUGCACCGAUAUGGGUUCGUCUCCCGGGGCUCCCCCUUGAAUACUGGGAAGAAUCCAUCUUCAAAUGGAUUGGGAACUCAUUUGGCCACUUUGUAGGUGUUGAUGAAAUCACUAGAUCCAAAUCACGCCUAGUCUAUGAUCACUUUUGUGUCCAAGCUACUAUGAGCAAGAACCUCCCCAACUUCAUAACCCUUAAAUCUAAGUUGGGCAGCUGGACUCAAGCUUUGGUUUAUGAAAAUGCUACCCUCUUCUACCAAAAGUGUCGUAAAUAUGGGCAUGUUAUCUCUCAAUGCAAGGCCCCAUCACCCCCUCUCCUCAAGCUCAAGAGCCUGGCCCUGGGGGAGGACCCAGUGCCAAAUGCUCCUAUUAUUCAACAUGACCUUGGUGUGGGGCUUGUUAUCCCCCCUACUCCUGGCCCGGACCUGCCUCCCUCGGCUGUUGAAGACCUAGUUAUUGAAGAAUACCCAUUUGCUGAGAGUAUCAUCAACCUUCUCCAAUCUCCUGCAAAGAUUGUGGAGAAAGCCUCUAUUCCGGCUUGGAUGGUCCAGUGUAUGUCCCCGACGACCAACUUGGUUUCUCAAGCUGAUCAAUUGGAAGAUGGCGAGAUUGUGAGGGACCCCUCUCUCGUCCUGAAGAUAGCUCGCUCCCCAUUGGUGGCUCCCCCCCUCAACCAGGGCUUAUCUUCUCCUGGUGCCUUUGGUGCGUCAUUUAGUGGCUGCAUGACCCCUGCUGAUGAGGGCUGA